Linnemannia hyalina is the source of this 1062-nucleotide messenger RNA. The record is from the annotation of a GenBank genome assembly. Lineage: Eukaryota; Fungi; Mortierellomycota; Mortierellomycetes; Mortierellales; Mortierellaceae.
AUGGUCUACGUUGAAGAUGCAACCCCAACCAUUACCGACUCGGGUUUCGAGUUAUGGUCCCUGUCCGUCGAGUGUGAACAAGGGUCCAAACAAUCUACAUCGGCAGCUAUCGACAUCCCAUCACCACCCUUGACGCCCUACAUGGGCUGUGGGGACAGCGAUGUGGAUCCAUUGUCUGAUAAAGAGGACGAAGACUACCAAGAGGACGACAACGAUAGUCUUGUCUUUUCUUCCCGGUUCCAAAAGAAACAACAGCAACGAACACAACUUCCUUACGACCAGAUGCCAACAGACCAACUCAACAACAUGUCUAUCGGCAGCCGCCCGUCCACAUCUGCCCCCAGUACCCAGUCCCCCUUCCGGAUACAAGCCUCCAGCAGUGCACCCACUGUUGGGUUCACGUUCUCGAGUAAUAUCCCUGCCUGGCAGUCGGUUGAGGAACGAGAGAGCUAUGCGCUGUUCUUGGCUGUGAUGGAGAAGGAUUACUGGAAAAGUGUGUCCACCAUCCGAUUGACGUAUUUUUUUGAUGGCAUUGGCCGUGGGGGUGGGUUUCUCGCUAUCCCUCAUUUGGCUUCACAUGGGAAUGCCAAGACGAAUAUCCUCUGUCGACUGCUGGAAGACUGGCUAACCAAGAAGCUGGUUGAGCCUACGAUCUCGGACUCGAUCCCCAUCCUCGAAGACAGUAUCCAGAGCUCGAUCCUGUCGAUUGAGCGACAUCUCAAGGCCGAUCCACGUGUUUGGGCCGGUAUCUCCCAGGCCUUUAUCCAUAUCCGUUGUGGACAUGUCUUCAUGCUCGAUUCCUGCUGUGACGACAAGACCAUUGUCCAUCUCGGCGCGGGCGAAUUCUACCAAGACUAUCCGCUGUUUGUGGAUGUAGAGAUCAAGAUGAAUGGCGAUGCCAAUAGCGUACAGCAGCAGUUGAACAACCAGGGCCAACGCACGUCAGAGGUUCUGAUUGCCUUCCAGAAUAUGUCGCAGAGUAAUUCACGUCCGGGCAAUGAGCGGCCCUAUGUGCAUCGAACGACAAUUACUGGUGCCAGUGCACCGACCAUCCAAAUGUAA